CUCCAGUGAGAGAAAUACUUAGAUUAACAAUUAUGGGUUAAAUACUUAAAUCAGAGUUAGCUGAUAAGAAACCAAGCAAACAGCCAACAGUUUCAUAAUUAAAAAACAGAAAAUGUAAAUGAGGACAAACAGGAUACCUGGGACUGGUAGAGGUGUUUAAUAAUAAUGGGUAGAGUUCAAAUUUGAAGUAAAGGAGCACAAAGAGAAACAAAAAGUGAUGAAAUUAAGAUGAGUGAGCAGCAGAGUGAAGGGAAUGCAGGAGGAUAUGUGGCAGAGUAAAUGACUGGUUUAGUUUUUAAAAGCUCCACAAAACUUGUUGAAAUGACUGGUCCUCAAUGUAGCAGUAUUCAUAGGUGUGUUUUUGGGAGUGCAGUGGAUUAUAGGGAUUCUGAAAUCAUGAGGUGAUUCAUAUUCAUAUUACUCUUUCUUUCCCUCCAUCCCCACCUACCUCACAUACACAUAAAUAGAUAACAUGUUGAAAAAAUCCAAGGGCCUGAAACUUAAUCCUCAAUACCUUGGAUGACUGGCCAUUUGGAGAGGUAUUUAGGUCAUGAGGGUUCUACCUUCAUGAAUAAAUUAAUAUGACAUGUAUGAUGAAGUUUUAUGUCAACUUGACACAAUUCAAAGUCAUCUGAGAGAAUGAAUCCUCAAUUAAGAAAUUGCUUCCAUGAGAUUGGACUUAUACACAACCUAUAAGCCUGUAAGGCAUUUCCUUAAUCAGUGAUUGAUGGGGGAGGGCCCAGCCCAUUGUGGGUUGCGCCACCCCUGGGCUGGUGCUCCUGGAUUCUAUUAGAAAGCAGGCUGAGCAAGCCAGAGGGAGCAAGUCAAUAAGCAGUGCUCAUCCAUGGUCUUUGUAACAUCUCCUGCCUCCAGGAUCCUGCCCUGUUUGAGUUCCUGCCCUAAAUGCCUUUGAUGAAGAAUUGUUAAAUGGAACUGUGAUAGAAAUAAACCCUUUCCUCUCCAAAUUGUUUUGGUUAUGGUGUUUCAUAACAGCACUAGUAAACCUAAGACAACUACCAAAGUGCGUUCAGAAAUGGGUUCACUCUCUUGUCUCUUUGCCUUCCACUAUGUGAGAAUAAGGCAAGAAAGCACUCAUCAGAUGCCAUCACUAAUGGACUUACUGGCCUCAAAAACUAUGAUGAAAUGUAUUUCUGUUCUUAAGGAAUUACAUAGUCUUGAGUAUUCUGCUAUAGCAGUAUAAACAGACUGAGACUAUGAGUAAAUAAAGAUAAUGAGGGGUAGAGGGAGGGCAUGGUAGUCAUGUUCUGCAGAGCAUAGGGAUGACAGUAAACACAGUAGAGAAGACAGAACCAUUCAGCAGAGGAGUAACGAGGCACUGAGCAUCAGAGUGAAUAGAAAAGGAGGCAGACUUGUGGUAAAGUAGGAUCAGCAUGGUUAAAACAAGGUAGGACAGAAUUAAAGAAUGUAGAGAAAUGUGGGCCUACUGUGUGGACUAGUAUCCAAGUUCUGUAUAUCUUUUGUGUAUACCCAAUCCUCUUCCUGUAUCUUUCUGAUAUUUCUGAGUUUCUACCUGUCUUCUCCCUUUAUUUUUGUGUAUAUGUUAAUGAUUUUCUUUCUUUUGUGUCUCGUGGUCUUUAACAGAGUUGGCAUUAGGGAAAGUGGUACAGUCCCCAGCCCUCUACCUUCUGUGUUCUAGAAUCUAUAGUUCAGACUAGAGAUCAUAGAGCCCAGAGUUCCAGAAUGUCCAUACUUUUGAUUCAUCACAGGAUGAGUUUGAGUAAAGGAAUCAGAUAGAAGGGAUUUUGGGUGUCAUGCAGGCCUGGGGCACUUUGGUAGUGACCUUGGCCACACUGAUGGUUGUCACUGUGGAUGCCAAGAUUUAUGAACGCUGUGAGCUGGCAAAGAAGCUGGAGAAGGCUGGCCUCAAUGGUUUCAAAGGCUACACUGUUGGAGACUGGCUGUGCGUAGCACACUAUGAAAGUGGCUUCGAUACCUCCUUUGUGGACCACAAUCCGGAUGGCAGCAGUGAAUAUGGAAUUUUCCAGUUGAACUCUGCGUGGUGGUGUAACAAUGGUGUCACACCCACUCAGAACCUCUGCCACAUGAAUUGUAAUGACCUGCUCAACCGCCAUAUUCUGGAUGACAUUAUGUGUGCCAAGCGGGUUGUAUCCUUACACAAGAGUAUGAAGGCCUGGGAUUCUUGGAGCCGGCACUGUUCUGGUCAUGAUUUAUCUGAAUGGCUCAAGGGUUGUGAUAUACAUCUGAAAACUGACCCACACAAUACUGAUUGGUGACUCAGAUUUCAUAAAGAUAGAAAUUUCACUUUUUUCUUUUGUGGGUUUAGUAAAAGAAGGCAUCUAUAAAUAA
This is a messenger RNA of Mesocricetus auratus (golden hamster), 2328 nucleotides long. RefSeq names its product sperm acrosome associated 5 (gene Spaca5). The coding region runs from base 1773 to 2255 and encodes 160 amino acids. Gene Ontology annotation, cellular component: sperm flagellum; acrosomal vesicle. The transcript has 4 exons. Gene Ontology annotation, biological process: fusion of sperm to egg plasma membrane involved in single fertilization. NCBI's taxonomy places the organism in Eukaryota, Metazoa, Chordata, Mammalia, Rodentia, Cricetidae. The record is from RefSeq and is a predicted model, not a curated record. Gene Ontology annotation, molecular function: lysozyme activity.